This is a messenger RNA of Cheilinus undulatus (humphead wrasse), 4596 nucleotides long. RefSeq names its product annexin A4-like. Gene Ontology annotation, biological process: phagocytosis; cytokinetic process. Gene Ontology annotation, molecular function: calcium-dependent phospholipid binding; calcium ion binding. NCBI's taxonomy places the organism in Eukaryota, Metazoa, Chordata, Actinopteri, Labriformes, Labridae. Bases 143 to 1672 code for a protein of 509 amino acids. The transcript has 15 exons. Gene Ontology annotation, cellular component: cytoplasm. The record is from RefSeq and is a predicted model, not a curated record.
UAUUAUAACCGAGCAAAGGUUGUUAUGACUGCAGGACGGAAACAAUGUUAAGGACCCACCCACCUCCGGGCUACUCUCUCCGCUUCCCUCUGCCCGUCUCUUCCUGGAUCUCAAGUCCGUGACUCCUACGUCCUAAUCAAAGAUGAGCUACCCAGGAUACCCUCCUCAGUCGGGUGGAUACCCGCCACAAACAGGGGGCUACCCACCUCAGUCUGGUGCAUACCCACCCCAGGCAGGCAGCUAUCCUCCAGCACAAGGCGGAUACCCACCGGCAGCCGGCGGAGGCUACCCUCCAGCAGCGGGAGGCUACCCCCAACAAGCAGGAGGAUACCCCCAGCAGGCAGGCGGAUACCCACCCCAGGCUGGCGGUUAUCCUUCCGCGGCAGGCGGCUUCCCACCAGCAGCAGGAGGCUAUCCUCCCCAGGCGGGCGGCUACCCUGCUCCAGCUGGAGGCUUCCCUCCUCAGGCUGGAGGAUAUCCGGCCCAGUCUGGAGCAGGAGGAUAUCCAUCUCAGCCGCCAGCAGCUGGUGGUUGGGGUGCAGCACCAGGCGGCUACGGAGCACCAGGAGGGGCUCAGCAGGGAUACCCAGCAGGCCCAGGGGGCCCUGCACCGGGCCAGCCCAUGCCAAGUUACCCCGGAGGACCUGGGACUAGCCCCUCUAUGCCUGCAUAUGGAAGUGGAGUUCCAUCCAAUCCUCAGGCACCUGCUAUUCCAAAAGGCUUCAGGGGUUCAAUUAAAGACUUCCCUGGGGCUGAUCCACUGAGGGAUGUUGAAGUUCUCCGGAAAGCCAUGAAGGGUUUUGGCACGGAUGAAAAUGCCAUCAUUGAACUUCUGGGAAAUCGUAGCAAUAAGCAGAGGGUUCCAAUGGUAGCAGCCUAUAAGACAACAUAUGGAAAGGAUUUAGUCCAUGAUCUGAAGUCUGAGCUGACUGGAAACUUUGAGAAGCUGGUCCUGGCAAUGAUAAAGACCCCCACACACUUUGAUGCAUCUGAGCUCAGAGAGGCUAUAAAGGGUGCAGGGACUGAUGAAGCUUGUCUGAUUGAGAUUCUGUCGUCUCGCUCCAAUGCUGAGAUAAAUGAAAUCACAAGAAUCUACAAAUCUGAGUACGGGAAAACCCUGGAAGACGCAAUCAACAGUGAUACUUCUGGUCACUUCCGCAGACUCCUGGUCUCUCUCUGUCAGGGAAACCGUGAUGAGAGGGAGACUGUCGACAUGUCCCUUGCCAAACAGGACGCUCAGAAACUGUACGCAGCCGGGGAGAAUAAAGUUGGGACGGAUGAGUCUCAGUUCAAUGCCAUCCUGUGUGCUCGCAGCAGGCCUCACCUCAGAGCAGUGUUCCAGGAGUACCAGCACAUGUGCGGCCGAGACAUUGAGAAGAGUAUCUGCAGGGAAAUGUCCGGAAAUCUGGAGUCUGGCAUGGUGGCUGUGGUGAAAUGCAUCAAAAACACCCCUGCCUACUUUGCAGAAAGGCUCCACAAGGCCAUGCAGGGCGCAGGAACCAAGGACACGACCCUCAUCCGUAUCAUGGUGUCCCGCUCUGAGGUAGACAUGUUGGACAUCAGGAAGGCGUAUGUGCAGACUUAUGGGAAAUCACUCUACACUCACAUCUCAGGUGAUACCUCGGGGGAUUACAAGAAGCUGCUGCUGAAGCUGUGCGGAGGCAACGAUUAAAAAAGAAAGGAAGCCGACACUUUAUCAGGACACCAUGUACGUCCACAAUGACACAAUGUUAUAGGACCCCAUAUCAUGUCUGGUGCAUGCUGUCUAACAUCACAUCUGUCAGUCGUUCUGUGUUUUGUAUUCUCUUCAAUAUACAUGAUUUUUGUUGCUACUGUUUGGAAGUAGAUGAUUGCCAAAUAGUGAAAAUAUAUAUUAAUAUGAUUAUUUUAAAGAGAUAGUACAUAGCUUUAACAUUAGUGGGUAAACAUGGGAACCUUAAAUAGCGAGUUUUUAAAGAAUCAAACAUUUCAUAAAUAAAGUAUGCUAAAUGCUAACUAUAUCAGAGAAUAGUAUUGAAAGUGUCAAAUGCAUGGCUUCAUUUCAAGUCUGCUCAUGUCAACAUAGUAUAAAAAGAUGCAGAAGAAGAACAAGUCUCAUAUAUUAAAUAUAAAAAGUAUAUCAACCCUACGUAUACGAGGAAGCAAACUGCUUCCAUAAACGGUGUUUCUCCUUUUUGGAGGUAAAGCUAACCUUCAUGCCAAGCAUUUCAAUCAUGUUCUUGUUGAUUUACACAAAGUUUUGUGAUACUAAUACAAAAAUUAUAACUAUUUGUGUAUGACUGAAUAUCAAGCAGAAUACACAUGAUCUUUUAAAGCUUACUUGUCACUAUUGGAUGUAAAUGUUGAAUGUAAAAAAGUCAAAUAUGAAAAGGUGUCUCUCCUCUGUUAAGUGUCCAAAAGCAGACCUUUCACUCCCUGCAUGCAAGUCUAUGCAAACUUCACCUUACAUCAGCUUCGUAAAGCUUUUGCUCUUAAAUGUGUAAGCCUUCUUAGGCAUUGCUCAGCAUUUACAGACUAUGUUGCCUUUUUUCCUGGAUGUUCAGAAGCCAAAGCUUAAAGCUACCGUGAGGAGUCUUCAGAUGCUUAUGAAACCGACUGAAAUGAACACAGGUUCUUCUUUAUGACCUAGAAAAACAAACAAGAGCAUCGGGGAAGCUUGAAAUUCCUUCACAAUGUUUUUUGGAUUCCUGUAAACUGCUGCCAUGAGGUAGGUGUCUGUCAAGGCAAAAAAAGCCUUCCCAUGGCAAACACUUUUAGUGAAUUGUACAUUAGACUGUUAAAAGUCAGAGGAAAGACCUAUGUUUUUUGGUUACAACUAAGAUCAGAGAUACACUUGCUGUUUUAACUUGCAUUCCAGCUGCGUCUUCGAAAUAUAUGUCCCCUAUGCAAUGUGUAUUACUGGAGGACACCACUAGAGGGCACACGAGAUAGCUCAGACUGGCUGUAACUACGUGGUGUGUGGGAUGUAAACUACAAACACGGACACACUUAAUGAGGUUACCUUAAUGUUUAUUCUGAUAUCAGAACUACCAUUUUAUUAACGUCAAUAAUCAAUACUAGCAUCAGGUAGGCUCAGACUGGCAACUGGUGGUUAGAUCACACUUUCUGUACAUUUCCCAGAAUUCUAUGUAAACCUGGAAAAAAAUCCCCAGAUUUCAAUGCAAAUUCCCCCUAAAAUUUCUCAGAAAAUGUCCUUAAAAAUUACAAAUACAUUCCCCCAAAUGAAACAAAUAUGUCAGAAUUAUCAGCAAAUAUCAAUGCAAAUUCCCCCAAAAAUUUCUCAGAAAAUUCCCCCAAAAAUUACAAAUACACUCCCCCAAAUGAAACGAAUAUGUCAGAAUUAUCCCCAAAUUUCAGAGGAAAUUCCUCCCAACAUUUCUUAGAAAAUUCAAAGAAAUAUACAUAAAUUAAUUUGCCCAGAAUCCAUGAAUAUGUCAGAAACAUCCACAAAUUUCAAAGCAAAUUCUCCCUUAAAUAUCCCAGAAAAUUCCAGGUGAAAUUUAUAAGAGGUUCCCCAAAAUUCCAUUAAAAUGCUGGACACAACCAAACAAAUUCCCUACAAUUUCCAUGAAAAUGUUUGACAUUUUCAACAGACAACACCCCCAAAAUUUCCCAGUCAAAUCCCCAAAAAUGUACAAAUAUAUCUUCCAAAUUUCCAUGAAAACGGCUGAAAUUUUUUAAACAAAUUUCCUCAAUUUCCAUGAAAAUGCCCAAAAUAUUCAAAGCAAAUUUCACCCAAACCUCCCAAACAUAUGCUUCAAAUUACCAUGAAAAUACUUACAAUUUACCAAGCAAAUCCCCCAAAUUUCCUAAGAACAACUACUACCAACAUUUCAAGCAAAUCACUUAAACUUCAACGGACAUUCUGGACGAUUAUGUCAUAAAUUUUAACAGCAGAAUGAUCAUUAUGUUUUAGGAAAGCUAAAUGUAACGCAUUUGUACAUGCAGGGUAUUAAGAGGUUAAACAUUGAUUUCUAAAAUAGAAUUAUAUGUCCCAGCUAGUCUGACAGACAUUGUAAAGAUCUGGAGAAUUGUGGACUUGGUUUCUCAGCAUGUGUUUAAAAUCUUUAGCCAAUAUUGUCUCUAUUGUGUUAACUCAUCCACUUGUUAACACAUGUAUACUGCACGCGUGUUAAUGUGUUAAUUCUGAGGACUUGCACAGCUGAUGCGUCAAACCAGCACUGUGGAUGCAUGGUAGCCAUGAUACGUCCACAUUUGUGGUGUUAACAGCAAGUAUACCUCCAGCCCUAUAUCACUGAAGAGGGUGCCAGAACCAAAUGAAAGUUCCUCACAGUAGCUUUAAACACAGAAUAUUUUGUGCCUUUUUCUCAGGGCUGCUAUGUAAACCUUAAAGAGCUAGUUUCUGUCUCACUGUGGUUUAUCACACAUGAAUCAAACUCCUGUGAAUGCAGGAAUGUAAUAACAUUUUUGGUUCUUUAUUACCUGUAUGUGUUUACAUAUCCCUCCCAGUGCCCUCCUUUGGUUUGCAUGCUGCACCAGCAGAGGGCGCUUUGCUCACAUGAAGUAUCAUCUCUGUCUGUAUGGCUGUCUUUCUCUGUUGACUUUAAAGUUUGCCUUUGAACUGAAAAUCUCUUG